Messenger RNA from Stomoxys calcitrans (stable fly), 1239 nucleotides. RefSeq lists its product as uncharacterized. The record is from RefSeq and is a predicted model, not a curated record. NCBI's taxonomy places the organism in Eukaryota, Metazoa, Arthropoda, Insecta, Diptera, Muscidae. Bases 201 to 785 code for a protein of 194 amino acids. The transcript has a single exon.
GUAGCGGAGCGGGUGAGGGGUUUUAGCUUUCUUAUUGCCGCCACCGCCAUCGUCAUCACCGUCGUCGCCUAAGAAGAAAGCGAAGAUAGUGGGAAAGUGAGAGACAAAGCAAACAAGCCACAAAAAAAAGAAAGAAAGAGAGAGAGAAAGAAAGAAAAGAGAAACAAAAAUUUAUUUUAUUACGUUACGAAUUCCACCAAAUGUCUUCCGGAAUAAAUUGUCGUGAAAUUUUCGUGUUUUUGGAUAUUUUGAUUUGGAAUCAAACAAAGCGGAGAAAUCGACAAAACAAUAAUGAUAAUAAUAACAACAGCAACAACAACAACAACAACAAUAAUAACAGCAUUACAAGUAACAUCAGCGGCGAUACAACAACACCAACAGCAGCCACAACCACCACCACGACUGCAAGUACUACCACCAUCAAUCGACAACCCAACAAACAAAAUUAUUUGAAUACAUCAGUGAGUGGUGGUACAACGGCCACAGCCACAGCCGCAGCGACAGCCACAGCAACAGCUACAGCUACAGCUGAGGCCGCAGUGAAAGUGAUCAAGUGCAAAAAUACGACACACAAUCAAAACAAUAAAAUAACUAUUACAACAUACAAUAACGACAAAAACAACUACAACAACAACAACAAUAACAGAAUUACAAAAAGUAACGAACCAAGCAAUAAUACUAAUACAACACAACUAAAUCACCAACAUCAUCAACUGCAGCAGCAUCAGCAACAGCACUUUGAUUUAAUGAAAAAUCAAAUUGAAAUCCUCCAAAAGUUCAGCUGAAACUUUCUAAAUCUCCGGAACUAAAACAUAAACCAACCACCCAACAGCCACAACAACAAUUACAGUCAUACGAAAGAAAGAAAGAAAGCACUCCUAUGAUUCUUUCACAUUUUAUUUUGUUUUGUAGUUUUCUCUUUUAAUAGUUUUGUGCAAAAAAAAGUCUCUCUUCUGCGAGCAAGUGAUACAACAAAGCAGCGAUUGUCUUCGUCACGGGCGACAAUUGCUUGCGUUCAUCGAUUGUUUGGUUUUGUUGUUACAUUCUCUACUCAACUCUCCUCUCCUCUCAGCCUCAUGUUUCUGUUAAAUAAUUACUAAAAAAAAAUUAUCACAUAAUAAGGAAGAAGAGGAAAGCGAAAUAAUCUACAAAAGGCUUUAAAUUUAGAAAAUUAUUAAAGGAGUAUCUAGUAAGAAAUUUAAAUUUAAAAAUAAAUCAGAACAAGUGUCUUAAUUACAA